Messenger RNA from Temnothorax curvispinosus, 1663 nucleotides. It is a transcript of the gene Usp39, whose product is annotated as U4/U6.U5 tri-snRNP-associated protein 2. The transcript is spliced from 9 exons. Gene Ontology annotation, biological process: spliceosomal complex assembly; protein deubiquitination; mRNA processing. Bases 47 to 1615 code for a protein of 522 amino acids. Gene Ontology annotation, molecular function: zinc ion binding; cysteine-type deubiquitinase activity. The record is from RefSeq and is a predicted model, not a curated record. NCBI's taxonomy places the organism in Eukaryota, Metazoa, Arthropoda, Insecta, Hymenoptera, Formicidae.
UCAUGAAUAGACUUUAAUUUACAUUCGUAGUGCGUGUGUGGUGUGUAUGUUUAUAUGGGCAGAUUCCAGAAAUCAGAAAUGGCCAGAAAUGGCGUCCGAUAGACGAGGUACUCAGUUGAAACGGAACGUGGUUGAUACUGGGAGCGACUCGGAUAAUGAAACAGAAAGGAAUGCAAAGCAUGUGAAAAUGAAAUCAGAGGCACCACGACUGUGUCCGUACUUGGAUACGAUUAAUCGGCACGUUUUGGAUUUUGAUUUUGAAAAAUUAUGCUCCGUAUCACUGUCCAGGAUCAAUGUAUACGCUUGUCUGGUUUGCGGCAAAUACUUCCAAGGCAGGGGAACUAAUACCCACGCUUACACACAUAGCGUGGCAGAGAGUCAUCAUGUCUUUCUUAAUUUACACACACUCAAAUUUUAUUGUUUACCAGAUAAUUACGAGAUAGUGGAUUCGUCCUUGGAUGAUAUCAAAUAUGUAUUAAAUCCAACCUUCGACAAAAUGCAAAUAGCCCACGUAGACAAGAGCGAUAAACAGUCUAGAGCAAUCGACGGCUCUAUGUAUUCGCCGGGAAUAGUAGGCAUGAAUAACAUAAAAGCGAAUGAUUACUGCAACGUCAUUUUACAAGCGCUUUCGCACGUGACACCUCUGAGAGAUUUCUUUUUACGAGAGUCCAACUAUUUCCAUGUAAGGAGACCACCUGGUGAUUCGUCGUAUCUUUUGGUACAAAGGUUUGGAGAGCUUAUGCGCAAAUUAUGGAACCCACGUAAUUUCAAAGCGCACGUAAGUCCUCAUGAAAUGCUGCAAGCGGUAGUUUUGUGGAGUAAAAAAAGAUUUCAGUUCACGGAGCAAGGCGAUCCGGUGGAUUUUUUAUCAUGGUUCCUAAAUGCUCUCCAUCUGGCGUUAAACGGUACAAAGAAGCGUGCGUCUAGCAUAAUAUAUAAAACAUUUUUGGGUCAUAUGCGGAUAUAUACGCGGAAGAUUCCGCCGUUGGAAUUAGAAGAGAGCCAAAGAAGCGAAUUAUUGAACACGGUGGAGUAUGGCGAGACUGUGACGGAAAGUCCAUUUUUAUAUCUCACUUGCGAUCUUCCGCCACCUCCAUUAUUUAAAGAUCAAUUUACGGAGAAUAUUAUUCCACAGGUAAAUCUGUACACGCUUUUGAACAAAUUUAACGCCGUCACUGAGAAAGAAUAUAAAACUUACAAGGAAAAUUUCAUGAAAAGAUUUGAGAUUACCGAGCUGCCACCAUAUCUCAUACUUUACAUAAAAAGAUUCACAAAAAAUACAUUUUUUGUUGAAAAGAAUCCAACAAUUGUGAAUUUUCCCGUUAAAAAUGUCGAUUUCGGAGAUAUUUUAACACCGGAAGUAAAAGCCAAGCAUCCAUAUACAACGUACGAUCUAGUAGCCAAUAUAGUACACGAUGGUGAACCUGGUCAAGGAACGUAUAGAGUCCAUAUUUUGCAUAGAGCCACUGGUCAAUGGUACGAAUUGCAAGAUUUGCACGUCACUCAAAUUUUGCCCCAAAUGAUCACUCUUACCGAAGCAUAUAUACAGAUUUAUGAAUUAAAGAAAGACGCGCACAUGGAAAACGGAGAUAAUAAAAAUAAAAAAACUAUGUGAUACGCUUAAAGUUCGAAAAUAUGAAAAUAAAAAUUUACAUUUUAUCUA